GACAGCGCUGCCCCGACAAGGCGGCGAGGAUAAAAAAAGACUCCUUUUCCGGUUUAGAUUCGAUAGUAGAGCGACGUUUAAUAAUCUCUGAGAGAUGGUUUUGAUUUAGCUUAUGAUCUGUGGCAUACAUACGUGCGGCAUCCAUACAGGUCGAUCGCGGCAGAUGUGUUGAGAUGUUAAGUAACGCACUUGCUUUCGCAGCAUUGUGGAAACAGCACGCCUGAGAGAUCCUAACAGAGACUAUCAGCACUAAAUCCAUCUGCGCUUUUUAGAGCAAUCCGAGAAAGGACGACAUUGAAGUUGCAUGGGGCUGUUUUCUUUACAUACGGAUGAGAACAUUGCCCUUCUUUGCAAAAAAGAGAACAUCAAGUUUGGAUCUUGCUUGGUCAACUGCCUACAAUGUUACUAUAGGAAAGACUGUGGCUGGGAGUACAUGUUGAUGAAAUUGAUUUGUUCAGUGAGCUCAAACCAGAGCAGCCAGACUCAUGAGUACCCAGACUGCCAAGAAGGGGUCAGUGAAGCCAGCCUGCUGGUGUCCCCUCUGGUGGUGGCCGGCAUUGUUAUCGGCCUGGUGCUCUUCCUCUCCUGCGUCACCAUCAUCGUGGGAAGUCUGCGCAAAGACAGCCGACUGCGCAACCCCCACCUGCGUGCCAGCUACGCUCCAGAUGGCCUCUCAUAUGGGGACUCCAUUGGAGAGCUGAGGUCCGCCUGCAUUGAGGAGUUUCCCCCUGCUUUUGACUUUGACUCUUAUAUUGAGACCCUUUCUCAAGUCAAUGUCAUGUACCAUGACUCUCCUCCUCAUUAUGAUGAAUGUGUGGGACCAGGGACCCAGCUGUAUGUUCCCACGGACAAUCCACCCCCUUAUUCCAUCACAGACCCAUGCCGGGGCGUGCCACACAACUACAGAGAGAUGGACGACCUGCCUGCUGGUGCUUGCUGGGUGUCAGCAAGCAGCUCUUCUCAAUAUCCAACCAGAUUGCAGGACUUUAGGCACCAGCCAACCGCCUCCAUCUCUUUGUCAGGUUUACCUUUAGAGGAAGCUCCUCCGUAUGAGGCAGUAGUGAGUGAACAAAACCAUCCCCUCCCUCUGAUGCCCCUGGAUCUUCUCAAACACACCAGAGAAGGAAGCAGCCCUCAGGAAACCGUUCCCCACCGGAUCCUGUAAUCCCUGCCUCUCCAGCACACUCAUGUAUCACCUGUACUAAACCAGCUUUGAGAGGGACUCCUUUGUUUGACUGGAACCUCCUGCAUCAAGGAAGACUCUGUGAACUCAGAACUGUAACGGACACUUGCAGAACCCCACAGUUACCUCUUACAUCUACCAACAUGGCUUUCAGACACUGCAUUUCCUUUUUCAUCAAACACAAAUAGGGCCGCCAUGAGAGCACAGGGCUAUCGACCACUUUUUUGUUGAUCACUUUACGCUUGCGCGUUGUGUCAGUAGCUAUGUGUCGGCUGUUGGACGUUUACUGUAGAUGGUUUCAGUAGAUAGCUUAAAAUUUUAUGGCAUAAAAUAAGAAUAGUACUCUGGUCAGUUCACAGCAAUUUAACAAAUAUCGUAUCAGUAAGUGUAAUCUACUUGAGUAUAGAAUAAUAAAUUUGCUUUUGUGUGAAAGAGUAAGUGAGUGUGCAAGUGUGAAGAGGAUUCCUUGAUUUCCUUGGUUUAAUAUGAUUGGUUUUAACUAUUUACUUUUCUGUCAGGUUCACUACCGUCAAAAAUUAUUGAACAUUAUCGUACAGUUUAGAUUGGUUGUAUGGUUCUUUUCUGGUCAAAACUCCCUGUCCAUGCAGCCAGCAUGAAUAAGAGCAGGAAGCACAGCGAUAUCCCCCAUUAGGGUAAAUGGAACAGAUCAAGCAGACGUCAUUAGUUCUUAAUGACAUUUAAGUGUAACACAUGAUGUAAAGACAUUGAGACUGUGAAAAGGAAUAACAGUCAAAUCCCAUUUGAAAAUGUGAGUUGGAGCUUGGGAUGGAGGAGGGUUAUUUGCUCCUGAGCAACGCGAUUAGCUGCUGUUAGCUAAAUGGAAUUUAAAUGGAGGCUGUGAUUGCUCAUAUUUCUAUUGGAGAUGAGGAUCAGCUGAUGCGGGCUUUACUAACGUGCCAGAACUAACGCUAUACGCUUGAUUUUGUAAUCAGCAACUUUUUUUUAAGAAUAUACUUUGUACAUUUCAUAGAUUAAAUUGCAUAGAUGAGCAGUUACGUGAAUGUCAUCAUAAAAUCAGAAUGCUAAUACACAUUUUAUUUCUUCACAUCUAGUACAUAGAUCACUGUGAUUUUUCUUUUUGCCAAGACCACUGCUUUCUGGAAGUCUCCUGGCAAUGCUACUUUUAAAUAACUAUUAGGAAGACACCAGAUGUGUGUGAUAAGUUUGUUGUCCAUGCAUAUAAAAAUAAAAAAACAAUAGUUAGAAAGGGCUGUAGCAGACAUUACAUUAUUCUUUAAAGAUGUACCGAUGCUGUGUACAUUAUAAUAGAAGAGCUGAGACUAGUAACAGCUCAGUGGAAAAGUUACCGUAGCAGUGAUGUCAAUAUAAGAUAGUUCUUGCUAGAUACUUUGUUCUUCCAAAAAAAAUGUUUCAAAUUUGUUCCUAAAAUGUUUGCCUGGUUUUGUCAUCAAAUCUGCUUCAUUCAUUGCAACACAAAAGGUUUCCCUGCACAUGCAUGUUUCUAUACAAUGUCCCUAUUCACUACAAAGACUGUUAGAUUUCAGAACACUGUAAAAAUUACCAACCUUUUUUUCUCCUUGACCUUGAUGUUUGUAGGUUUUACCUUUUUAAUAUCACAGAAGGUGUCAGCUGCAACAAAUAAACAAAUGUUAUGUGUCCCAAACUUAACUUCCGGUAGACCUCCACAAUGAAUAAGAAAUUAAGUUUAAACUUAAUUUACUACAAUUAUUAUUCAUAUAAAUUAAUAAAAAAUUGUUAUAAAAGUUAACUUCAGGCCAGCGCGUGCGACCAAUGAAACGGUCUAUAAAAAGAUAUGUCAAAAGGAAUAUACAUUUUUUAGAAGCAUAAAUUUAAAAUGGCCCAGGAAAUGAAACUGCAUGACAUCUUUAUCUCACCACUUUCCAUUCCCUGCACGGAAGAAUAUACAUAUAGAAGAGCAACUGAGAGAUAUAUAAAUGAAGUUGGUGCAUGAUUGCAUAUUUGUGCAUAACUGAAAUGAAUAUUAAGUGUCCCAAUAUUUUUUUAUUAAAUUAAUGUAGUUUGAAUUGAUGUCAACUUUAGACAUCCGCAUUAUGGGAUUUCUUUUUUAUACUCGUCUUCUGAAAAACAUUCAUUUAAUCAAUAAUGAGACCUCUGAGGUAGCAUUAGAAGUUUUUUUAGAUCUUUCGAAAAGCUGGCUUCUAGCUUCUCCAUCUGUUAAUGUACCUCCUAUAAAGGCAAAAAUUGUAAUGGUGAAUGCCUUAGGAGACGGAGUGGUCCAGAAUUUAAAUUCUUUAACAUGACUAGAGGUGUAUUAUCUGUUGCCACUUCACUGUAAUGCUGACAUUGUGUCUGUAGCAAUUCUGUGUGCACUGUGGACUAUAAUAAAUGCACACAUACCAGUCACAUUUAAAGAAAUCUUAUUGUAAAUCUAAUGUUUUUACCAAUGGUUAUUUAUUAGGGGAUUGUGUUUCAGUGGCACCUUAGGAGCUGAUUUUCAAGAAAACAUAUGCUACACUAUUUAGCCAGUUUUACGGUUUCAUUAGACCACAUUUUGUGCACUUUCAUUCUUUCUUGUUAUGUGGAAAUUGUUUGUUUUACCAUAGCACCUUUGCAUCAAGCCCAUUAUAAAUGUUGACAUGCGUGUAAUAAAUCUACAUCUCAGAUGUGUCGUUUCAUUGUCACAAUAUUGUGCUCUGCUGAUGUUGAUUUAUGUUUUGUAUUAGAGUCUUUAUUCCCAUACCACUGUAACCAGAAAAAAUAAAAAAGACA
Triplophysa dalaica is the source of this 3916-nucleotide messenger RNA. It is a transcript of the gene bean1, whose product is annotated as brain expressed, associated with NEDD4, 1. Lineage: Eukaryota; Metazoa; Chordata; Actinopteri; Cypriniformes; Nemacheilidae. The transcript has 5 exons. The record is from RefSeq and is a predicted model, not a curated record. The coding region runs from base 305 to 1165 and encodes 286 amino acids.